Molecule: messenger RNA, 1399 nt
Organism: Oreochromis niloticus (Nile tilapia)
Lineage: Eukaryota; Metazoa; Chordata; Actinopteri; Cichliformes; Cichlidae
Exons: 3
Coding region: 371-1399 (342 amino acids)
Source: RefSeq, a predicted model, not a curated record
ACAAGCGGUCCGCACCGUCGGGGGCUGAUCAGGUGCAUCUGAAGAAACCAGCGCCAAGUAUCUUGCAGGUUGAAACCAGGCGACUGGGUCCUGAUCCGAGUUCUCCACAGAAAGAAUUGGAGCUCGCCCCGUUGGGAAGGACCCUACCAAGUGCUCGUCACCACGCCAACCGCCUGUAAGAUAGCAGAAAGACCAUCUUGGAUUCACCAAAGUCACUGCAAGAAAGUGAGUGACAGCCCAGACUCCUAGGCGCCGGCACCCCUACCCUCAGGUGAUCUGACUGGUGAAGGGAGGGCUGAUCGGGUAUAUCCCGCCCUCUGCUUCUUGCCAGUAGUCUACUCACCUGAGGACCUAGGUGUGUUUUGUCGCCAUGAAGACUCCUGUUGUCCUCGUGGCUGUCCUCCUACUCUCAGCAGGGCUCCUCAUGUUUCUAGAGGAUGGUACAGAAAACGAACAGCACCAUCUACGGACGAGAUGGACGCAUGACAAUUCACACCUCCGUGACAUGACACAAGACCACAUUCACCCAUGGAUGAAUAACGCAUGGUACUGCUACGUACAUGACGGAACUAAGGGAGAGCCUAAUAACACUGCAUGUUACGUCUGCUCCCACAUGCCAUGCACUUCAACACAUCCCACUUUUUAUGGAAACUACAUGAAUAGAACACAAGCCAAAUGCGCUGCCAGCUUCGCGGGCAUUGGCUAUCAACACAAGAAAAUCAUCAUUGAUGAGACAAGCUCUGUCAUCUAUGCGCUUAACCUUCUUAGUAUCUUUCAGGGACCACCCCGACACGAGGUAAUCACCGUCGAAAACGCUGGACUCGACAACGGAACGUGUGACCGGCUCUUCUGGAUCAACUUCAACGUGACGAAUCGGAACACGUCCGUUCACUUCCCAGUGUUCUUGGACCAAACCCCAGGGAAGAACCACUCCAUGUGCUACCGACAAGACAACGGUAACAGACCCCUAGGCAACACCACCAACUGUAACCAAACCGCAACCAACGGAGAGGGCGCACCUGUAAACACGUCCGCGCCCAGCAACGACACCUACUGGGUGCAGGGAAUGGCCUGGCUGUGUGGACAACGUGCCUACUUCAUACUGCCACCCGGAUGGACGGGCACCUGUGCCCCAAUCUUCAUUUCAGACCACAGCUUCAAGAUGUCAGCUGUAAAUAGCUCUCAGACUACAAGACGACGACGAGACAUCUCCGCAGUGCAACCACAUGACCCCAUCUAUGGCAGUGAUGUGCCAGAGGAAUUUAAGCUUUGGACCACCGGACAAAAGGUCCUCCACUCACUGUUUCCAUGGGUGGGCACCGGAAAGAACAUGUUAAGGAUUGAAACUUUGGAUUACCCCUUCUAUUUGGGAGAUUUCCUCCAACAACAGACCACGUGA